This is a messenger RNA of Vitis riparia (riverbank grape), 562 nucleotides long. RefSeq names its product programmed cell death protein 4-like. NCBI's taxonomy places the organism in Eukaryota, Viridiplantae, Streptophyta, Magnoliopsida, Vitales, Vitaceae. The record is from RefSeq and is a predicted model, not a curated record. The transcript has a single exon. The coding region runs from base 76 to 312 and encodes 78 amino acids.
ACUCCUAUUUCUCUCUAUAUACACGUUCCAAAUCAGUCUGACUCCCCUGCACUGACUGAGAAAGCCGAGAGGGAGAUGAGGAACCCUGGGAAAGGAUCCAAAUGUCACGCCAAAUCGGGGCAGGAGGUGAGGAAGGAUCGGAAAUCGGCGACCGGCAUGAGCGGAUCGCCCAAGAAGGGUGGGCACGGCGGUAAGUUUACGUGGUCCGGGGACGGGAACUCCCGCACCGAGAUCGAGUUCCGCAAUGGGGCUGUGGAUUCCAAGGACCCUAACUUCGAAGAUCCUGAAGAGAUCGCGAGCGUCAGCGUUUGAUGACUAUGAUGACUAUGAUGAUGCUGCCUCUUUCCCUGUUUCACCAGAUGUAAAUAUUCAUGAAAUGUAGGAUGAUGGAGGUGGUGGUGGUGGUGAUGAUGAUGAUGAUGAUGCCUGACAUCUCAUUUUAAUAAAUAAACUGUUCUCAUUUUCUGUAGAACUGCGGAUGUGAAUUUUCACGGAAUAUUAAUGUUGAAAUUUGGAAAAGAAUAGCUCAAAAUGUCUGCAGAUUGGAGCCUUUUUUUUUUAA